This is a messenger RNA of Tetranychus urticae (two-spotted spider mite), 2029 nucleotides long. The record is from RefSeq and is a predicted model, not a curated record. NCBI's taxonomy places the organism in Eukaryota, Metazoa, Arthropoda, Arachnida, Trombidiformes, Tetranychidae.
UGAGAAAAAAUUAUAUCAUCUCAACAUUCGAGAAGAAAACAGUUAAAUUUGAAAAAACUUUCAAAAUGGUUAAAAACAUGUAUUCGUGCUUAGUGCUACUAGCAAUCAUCUCCUGUAAUUAUGUCUCUAUGCAAUUGGAAGUGGUUGGCUCGGUAAUGAGUGGAGUUCCUGGCUUGACAUCAAUGGAAAAGUCUGUACCCGAUGGUGGUAGUACCGCCAAUGCAAUCAGUGAGGCUCAAGCUACUGCUGGCAAUGUUGAUGGAGGUAUGGGAAGUUUGGAAGAUUCACCUGACGCUGGUGACUUACUGGAUGUUGAACUAAACAUGCCAAAUCCAUUCGAUGGUUCUCCAGAUGAUACCGAUGAUUCUCCAAGUGACAACAAUGAUGAUGGUGGUUUGAUGCCUGGUGUACCUGCCCCUAUGCCAGGAGCACCAGCUUCAAUGCCAUCAGUACCAACUACAGACUCUGUGAAUAGUAUUGUUGGCUCAAUUGCAAACGCAAUGGCAUCUGCAAAAAGUAAAUCAGGUUCUGGUGUGAGCCAAGAAAAUGGUGGAUCUAAUGGAGGAUCAGGAUCAGGAGUUGAGACUGGUGCAAGUUCAGUUGCUGAGAGUAAUGCUGAUAACAACUCGGGAGCUGUCACAAACACAAACAAUGACUCAAGCUCAGACUCAAGCUCAGUGGCUACUUCAAGCACUGAUACUAAUAACAGCUCAAAUAAUGUUUCAAACGCUAAGGCUGUCUCAAGCACCAAUAAUGAAGCAACUUCCAAUGAUGUUUCAAACACGAACACUGGAUCAAGCAACAACAGCCAAUCAAACAACAAUAGUGUUUCAAACACUGAAGCUGUCUCAAGCUCAAAUACUGAAUCAAAUACCAAUAACGAGUCAAACAACGACAAUAGAUCAAACUCCAAUGCUGUUUCAAACGCUAACGCUGUCUCAAGCUCAAACAGUAAAUCAAGCAACAAUAAUGAAGCAACUUCCAAUGAUGUUUCAAACACGAACACUGGAUCAAGCAACAACAGCCAAUCAAACAACAAUAGUGUUUCAAACGCUAACGCUGUCUCAAGCUCAAAUGCUGAAUCAAAUACCAAUAACGAGUCAAACAACGACAAUAGAUCAAACUCCAAUGCUGUUUCAAACGCUAACGCUGUCUCAAGCUCAAACAGUAAAUCAAGCAACAAUAAUGUUUCAAACGUUUCAAACACCAAUAAUGAAUCAACCUCAAAUACUAACUCUGUCUCAAACACAAACACAGAAUCAAACUCCAACUCAGCAGCAAAGACUGGUGGUAGUUCCGGUACAGGAAAUAGUGGAGGAUCAAGUUCAGUUUCAAGCUCAAGCUCAGGCUCUGGUGCUGCCUCAAGCUCAGGAUCUGGUGCAGGCUCUGGUUCAGGAUCUGGAGCUGGUUCAGGCUCUGGUGCUGGUUCAGGCUCUGGUUCAGGCUCUGGUGCUGGUUCAGGCUCUGGUGCUGGUUCAGGUUCAGGUUCAGGCUCUGGUUCAGGCUCUGGUGCUGGUUCAGGUUCAGGUUCAGGCUCUGGUUCAGGCUCUGGUGCUGGUUCAGGUUCAGGUUCAGGCUCUGGUUCAGGCUCUGGUGCUGGUUCAGGAUCUGGUGCUGGUUCAGGCUCUGGUGCUGGUUCAGGCUCUGGUUCAGGUAAAGGCAACGGCAAUUCAGGAGGUAGUUCACCUGGCACUGCAUCUAGUGCAAGUUCUUCAAGUUCUUCAAGUUCUGCCAGUGGAGCAGGCAAAGGUAAGGGUAAAAAUGGUAAAGGAAAGGGACCUAAAGGUGGAUCAUCUGCAAGCAGUGCAGCAGCUGCCGCAGCAGCAAGUGCGGCAUCAAAAGGAAAACCUAAUGGCAAAGGAAACAGUGGAUCUGGUUCUCAUUCAACUAAAAAACCAAUGAUUAAAGUUGAUAUGCCUAUGGUUGGAAUGAAGGUCAACAUGUUAUGAAUUCGCAUUUUCAUCAUAGUCUAUUGCUAAAUAACAAUGAAAUAAAUAAGUUAAAAUAAACAAAAUUCAGUCUAUAUUGA